UGCAUGGACGUAACCAUGGACUAUAUCCGGGAGUUUGACAUCCGGUUGGAGCGGGAGAUGUACUACGCGGGAGAAGUUUUGGCGGGCCAUGUACUCUUGGAUACGGUCGAGAACUUCAAACUAAGAUCUGUAAGGGUUGUCUUGAGAGGCAAGGCACACGCGGAGUGGAAGGUGGUUGUGAGCGGAGACAGAAGAACCGUGAGAGACGACCAGUACUUCAUCGACGACCGGGCCAUCAUCUGGGGAAAAGACAAACCAGAUGGAAAUAUCCCUAUCUUGCCUCGUGGAUUGCACCAGUUUCCCUUCAGAUUUCAACUGCCCGAAAGUAGUCUACCGUGCUCCUUCGAGAGCAAACCUGGCUUCAUAAGAUAUUACAUCAAGGUAACAGUGGACAUUCCGUACGCGUCUCCUCCCCAGGGUAUGAAAUACUUCACUGUGAUUGGUCCUCACAUAGACUGCAUGGACGAACAGUACCUGAAACCAAUAAUCGGCCAAGACAAGAAGACCAUCUGCUGCAUGUGCUGUAAGAAGGGUCCAGUAACGUUGCGAACACAGCUGGAGCGAUCUGCUUAUUGUUGUGGAGAGUCGAUAAAACUGAGGGCCAACGUGGACAACCAGGGCGAAGAGGAGGUGCGGCUCAAAGUUAGGUUAAUACAGUACGUGGAGUAUUUCAUAGACAGAGGAGUUCUGGGAGUGACCAAGGAACUACAACACCUCGUCCUGGAGUAUAAAGGAGACUCGGUCAAGCCCAACACGAGGCACAAGUGGGACUCAGCCCAGAGUCUAGUGGUGCCUGUCAUGCCACCGUCACUAGUAGGCAUCUGCCGGCUCAUGCAGAUUUACUAUGUGCUCAAGGUCAAUUUAGAGUUUGAGAAGUCUGGUGACGACCUCCACAUGCACUACCCCAUCACAGUUGCCACCGUUCCGUUCAGAAUCCCCAACGCGACACAACCGACGAUACAUUACGAUGUGGCCUGUGAGCAUGUAGAAGGAGGAAUGUACAUCGGGCCGGAGUUUCUUCUAGGCCAAGUCUACGAUGGAAGUAACGCUCAAGAGGUCCGGGAGACCGUCGUUUUGUACAGGCCCGUGUACGUAUGUGUGACAAAAAGUCAUGACUGCAGCACCACCUAGUCACAUGUGUAAAUGUUCUGUUUAUAAGAUGAACAUAUGUAAAUGUUUUCUGGCAGAUACACUUUUUGUAAGGAAAAUUAACUAGAAGAAAAAUAGUGUUUUAAGUUUCUCCCAUCUCAUGUCGCUGCUCAAAUUUGCUAUCGAUGUCAAUGAGUUAUUUGACAAUCCGAAAUAUACCUACAUUCCUCCUGGUAGGUUAUGUGUGAUUUUGAGAUGAAAAGUGUAAUAUAUACAUCUAAGAAGUUAACUCAUAUAUUGUCCAUUUGUGAUACAUAAAUUUAUAUACAAGGCAUGUUUUUUUAAGUAAGUACCGUUUUUAAAUUUCUCCAUUCCAGCGCUGCUAUUGGCAUUUUCGACC
Molecule: messenger RNA, 1489 nt
Organism: Macrosteles quadrilineatus (aster leafhopper)
Lineage: Eukaryota; Metazoa; Arthropoda; Insecta; Hemiptera; Cicadellidae
Product: arrestin domain-containing protein 3-like
Exons: 8
Coding region: 4-1131 (375 amino acids)
Biological process (GO): protein transport
Cellular component (GO): cytoplasm
Source: RefSeq, a predicted model, not a curated record